Molecule: messenger RNA, 1383 nt
Organism: Lodderomyces theae
Lineage: Eukaryota; Fungi; Ascomycota; Pichiomycetes; Serinales; Debaryomycetaceae
Exons: 1
Coding region: 1-1383 (460 amino acids)
Source: RefSeq, a predicted model, not a curated record
AUGUUGCGCAGUCAAAGUAUUUCAGACAUCAAUGAAAAGAAAACUUCUUCAACUUCAAAACUAUUCAGUGCAUUCAAGAGACUGAGCAAUGGAGGAGCUAAUUCCAUCUUGACUGAUGUACAAGAAAAGAGGAAAUCACGUCCUUUGAGUACGAGUAUGUCUGCUCUUAAUUUGAAAAUAUCAUCGCCCAUUUUGAACGAAUCAAAGGACUCCGCCACCAUCACUACUACGUCUACUUCAGCUUACGAGAAUAAGGAGAAUGUCAGUCACGGUCAUAGUCGUAGACACCACAAUCACCUGCAUCAACAGCCGCAACAACAGCAACAACAACAACAACUGUCGCAACAAAAAGAUACCAAAUUGAAGACAAGAUCAAGCACACCAAAUCUUAACCGUCGGUCAUCGGCAAUCUUCUCCACCUCUGAUGCCAAAGGUGGUGCUGCUACUGCUACUGCUACUGCAAGGAUGCUAAGAACUAAUAACAGGUACUCAUUUAUUGCAGGGAACAACGUUCAGGUGUACAAUGGUAAACCAGAUGCUACUGACGACACUACGCAUCAAGCAAGACAUUCCAGUGUUGCUAGUAGGGCAACCACUGCUACUGCUACUGCUACUGCUACUGCUACUGCUACUUCACCCACCACCACAGACAUUAGUCCAGUAACAAUCUCCUCACAAACGGAUUCCAUAUUUGAUCAAUCUUCAAUCAAUUGCGUUGAUGAUGUUGUUGACGACAGCGAAGAUGGCACCUCUUCUGACAUCUCAUCCAUACAUACAGCAGAAACAAACAACGCAACAUCAUCUUCAAACUACACAUACGCUAAACAUUCCAGUACAAAGAGAGCCAACAUGCACACCAGCAAAUCCAAAACCACACAAUCUAUACCCGAAUCUCCAUCGUUCAUUUCUACAACAGCGAUUCCUAAAAAAAUACAUCGGACUACCAAUCUUUACAACUUGAGUGAGUUCAUCAAUAGGCUAAGCGUAGAUGCCGCUGCUGCUAAUAUUGCGUUGCCCAUACAGGACCAACUGGAUCAGAUCAUAUCCAUAAGUAAUCGACAAUCAAUUGAGUUUGAGAAUAACCAAAUCAAGAAGUUGAAUCAUGACUUGAAUACCCACAAAUUGGAUGGAGGUGAUGAGAAAGUCGAUAACGAUUUCGAUUGUUUUCACUGCCAGGUCAAACUAGUGGAAAAUAUCCUUUUCUUGACAACCACCAGCCAGAAUAAGAACCCCAGUGCAGAUAUUGCACCUGCACGCAAUUUCGAUUUGGAUCACGAUGAGUACGUAGACAUAUUGCAGAAUGAAGCUUACGACUUUGAGCCGCUGAUGCCGUUGGACUCCUGUUUCGAAUCGGAUGGCGACCAAUUAUACCUAAUGUACUGA